This is a messenger RNA of Globicephala melas (long-finned pilot whale), 5919 nucleotides long. RefSeq names its product ATPase H+ transporting V1 subunit C1 (gene ATP6V1C1). Lineage: Eukaryota; Metazoa; Chordata; Mammalia; Artiodactyla; Delphinidae. Gene Ontology annotation, molecular function: proton-transporting ATPase activity, rotational mechanism. Gene Ontology annotation, cellular component: lysosomal membrane; vacuolar proton-transporting V-type ATPase, V1 domain. Gene Ontology annotation, biological process: proton transmembrane transport. The record is from RefSeq and is a predicted model, not a curated record.
CGGUCAGCUGAUCGCUCCGGCUGGCACGUGACUUGCUUCGUGGGCUCUGGGGUCGAGGAAGCUGUGAGGCCGGAGAUUAGGUCGGGUAGGGAUGGAGCGCUGAGCCGUUAACGUCUGCCAGGCUGUACACCUCUGUACCUGUUACUGCUGCCACUUCCUCGUUUGACACUUCCCUGGGUCUUUGAGAGAAAGUAGAAGAAAAUGCCAUUCAUUGUAUAGUUAGGGACCUAUCUAGACCCUUGGACCUAGAAAUGGACAUCAAGUGAUGUGUUUAAGUCUAGCAUAACUUCCAUCGUCUUCUGAUUGCCGAUUACCUGCACAGUACUUAACCACAAUCACAUCUAGAGAGAAGGGAUUUGCUAAGCCAGAUGUGGCAAAUUUAUUUGGUGGCUACUGUUCAAAUGCAUUGAUUCAAUUCUUUUUCAAAGAGUCUGUCUUGAUUUUGGAAGAAAUAUCUGGUAACCAACAUGACUGAGUUCUGGCUUAUAUCAGCUCCUGGGGAGAAAACAUGUCAGCAAACAUGGGAGAAAUUGCAUGCGGCAACUACGAAGAACAACAAUCUUGCAGCUACUUCAAAGUUCAACAUUCCUGACUUAAAGGUUGGCACACUGGACGUCUUGGUUGGUUUGUCGGAUGAACUGGCUAAACUGGAUGCAUUUGUAGAAGGGGUGGUUAAGAAAGUGGCUCAGUAUAUGGCUGACGUAUUGGAGGAUAGUAAAGAUAAAGUUCAGGAGAAUUUGUUGGCCAAUGGAGUUGACUUGGUUACUUAUAUAACAAGGUUUCAAUGGGACAUGGCUAAAUAUCCAAUCAAGCAGUCCCUGAAAAAUAUUUCUGAAAUAAUUGCCAAGGGAGUGACUCAGAUUGACAAUGACCUGAAAUCUCGAGCAUCCGCAUAUAACAACCUGAAAGGGAAUCUUCAGAAUUUGGAACGAAAGAAUGCAGGAAGUUUGCUAACUAGAAGUCUAGCAGAAAUUGUGAAGAAGGAUGACUUUGUUCUUGACUCAGAGUAUCUCGUCACAUUACUGGUCGUGGUUCCCAAGUUAAACCACAAUGACUGGAUUAAGCAGUACGAAACAUUAGCUGAAAUGGUAGUUCCAAGGUCUAGCAAUGUUCUCUCAGAGGACCAAGACAGUUACCUGUGUAAUGUCACCUUGUUUAGGAAGGCAGUUGAUGACUUCAGACACAAAGCCAGGGAAAACAAAUUCAUCGUUCGUGACUUCCAGUAUAAUGAAGAGGAGAUGAAAGCAGACAAAGAAGAAAUGAACAGGCUUUCUACCGACAAGAAAAAGCAAUUUGGACCACUUGUACGGUGGCUGAAAGUGAAUUUCAGUGAGGCGUUUAUUGCGUGGAUUCAUGUAAAAGCGUUGAGGGUUUUUGUUGAGUCUGUUUUGAGGUAUGGCUUGCCAGUGAACUUCCAAGCAAUGCUCCUUCAGCCCAAUAAGAAAACAAUGAAGAAACUAAGAGAAGUAUUAUAUGAAUUGUAUAAACAUCUAGAUAGCAGUGCAGCAGCUAUUAUUGAUGCUCCUAUGGAUAUUCCAGGCUUAAACCUGAGUCAACAGGAAUAUUACCCCUAUGUGUACUACAAGAUCGAUUGCAACUUGCUGGAAUUCAAGUAAAAUGAGCCCCCCAGAUAGCCCUGCCCUCAUGUCGGUGUCGGUGUUUGCUAACAGAUGUAGGUUGUAGUAUGGCUGUACUUUUAACUCUCUCUUACCCCUUGCUUGCUUCUCACCCCCUUUCCUAUUCGCGUUCUCUCGUAGUGGUCCAUUUGUCAACAUUUUGUUUUUAAAAGGAAACUAUAUGUCUUGUUUCUUUUUAUUGAUCAGGUCUGUAAAUGUGUACUAAAAAAAAAAAUCAGAGUUUAUUUAUAAACAGAAUAGUUUAUUUAAAAAGAAGGUCUUACUUCAUCGGUAUUGUGGUAUGCAUUAAUUCCAUUUGUUGCUGUUGUGACAGAAGCCUUGUGUACAAGGGAAUGGUGUAAACAGUUAUACCAUUUUGUUCACUGUAUUUAGUAAACAUAAUUGUUUAAUAGUUAUUGAAUCGUGAUGUAAAGAAAUGUGACAAUAUUCAGGUAUGUGCUUUCUGAAUGUUUCAAAUUACAAUCUGUGAGCACUUGACACCCACAGGAGAGAAUAAAAUUACCUGUGCAAAGGUGGAUUGUGGUGUGUGUAACUUCCAAAGAUUACGGUUCAAGUUUGAAGAUUAUUUUUGAACACAUGGUGGGUAUUUAUAUUUGGACGCUAGACUUUCAGGUCUCUCAAUUAGGAGGUAGGGCCAAUUUUUGAAUAAAGUGUAGUAGAACUCUGCAGUUUUAGUCAUUUGUUUUGUCUAAGUAUUUUACAUGUUUCCUUUUUAAGAUUGUUAAUUUUGCCUUCAUCUUGACAUUGAUGUCAUUUCUGAUGUAGUCUGAAAAGAGGCAUUGCUAACCUUACAAACCUCUGAAAUGAGACUUAGGUUAGCAUCCCAAGUGAGCUUUUAGAAGAGGAUUUUGUGGCAGUGCUCCCCUUCCUGUGUCCUCCCAGUCUUGUAAAUGGGAGAAAGAAAUUUAGGUUUUAAGGGCAUUUCUAAACUACCGUAUUCCAUCUAGAAAAUUAGCCUCUCAAAUCCGUUUUAUUUCAAAAUUGUAUACUGUUAUGUCAAAAGUAAUUGUUAACUUCAAACAAAUCCAGACUUCUAUGAAGUAAAACAUGAGAGACGAGCCCUCUUAGCCCCUAAGUUUUUUCUUCGCAAGGAAGUUACAGAGUUUUUCAGGCCUUCUCCUGUAUCUCUACAACAUAUAUAUCCACACAGUUUAUUUUUAAAUAAAAAUAGGAUCAUAUCACACAUAUUCUGUCACUUGCUUUUUUUGCUUACUAGUAUAGCCAGGGUAUCUUGUCAGUGUGUCUAGAGCUACCUCAUUCUUUUAACUGGCUACAGUGGUUUUCUAUCAUGUAUUUGUGUCACAGUGUAGCUAACUGGAUGGAUAUUCACCUUGUUUUUGGUUUUGCUCUUACAACCGCUGAUGCGGUAAACAUCCUUGUCUUUGUUUAUUCGUAGUAGUAUUUCUGUAAGAAAGAGCCUGGAAGUAGGGUUGGUAGGUCAUAGGGUAUAUAUAUUUAAAGUUUUGACAUAACUGCCAAGUUAUUGUCAGAAUUCUCAGUUCAAGACAUGAUUGGAAUGCAGUUUUAUUUUCAGUUUUUCUUUGGAUAAGAGGAAGCUGAAAAGUUUUGGUUUUCAUGUCAGCAAAUUCUGGUUUUGUCUUCUUUUGCAAGUGUUCUUUGAGUCUUAGUGUUUGUAAAACGGGUAUAAUCUCUGUCAUGGGGGGAUGUGUUUUGAUGAUUAAAAGAUUGUUAGGCCCACACGAUGACUGGAAGGUUUUCCUUAGUCUUUAGUAUUAUUGUGAUAGGAGUAGGUGGGGAUUGUGUCAGGUUUAAAAUUCCAGCAUAUGUUUGGAACUAUGGGACUUUGAUUAUCAUUUCUCUCUGGGAUACAGAGCAGCUGCGUGAGUAGCUCUGCAGCCAGACCCCAGCUCUGCUACCAGUUAGCCCUGUGGUCUCAGCGCUCGCGCCCUCCUUGGUAGAAUGGGGUAGGUAGAGUGCCCACCUCAUAGUCUGUCGGGUUGAGUAUCCAACGGCCCAUCCAGUGCUUGGAGUGGUGCACGAGGAGAGCUUGAUUCACGGGCGGACGGUCCUAGAAGAGGGCCAGUAGCUCCUUUUCCACUUGUGUUUAACCUGGGAAUUUCAAGGCGUGAGUCAUUGUGGAGUCUGAAGGUUAGAAAGAAGUAGUGAUGUGUGUGUGUGUGCGCGCGUGUGUGUGUGCGUGUGUGUGUGUGGUGGGGUAAGGAAUACAGUCUGUGUCUGUAGCGCAGCGUUAAAGCAGUUUGAGAGUCUCCGAGCUGCAGUCUGUGUUGAUGGCAGCUGUCAUUUCUGGGAGGGCCUGCUCCUGUUGCUUGCCUUGCUUUGUUUGCUCUGGAGUCUGCUGAUUCUCCUCUAGGAUGGAGCUCAGGUAACUCUGAGAGUCAUUAAACAUUUAUCGAGUGUCUGACAGAGACCAUUCUGCUGGUGCUCUCACACCCAUUACCUCCUCCCUCCCCCAUGGUGUUGGUGCUGGGAGGACCAGCAGUCCCCGUGGCACUAGGCGAGGCUUAGGGUCAAAGAAGUUUAAGUGAUUUCUUCAUUAAAACUUGAGUUGGAGUCAGAAUUUGAACCUAAGAUUUCCGAUUGCUGGGCUCUUUCCUUCCUGUCGUCCCUCCCAUCUUUACUAGGCGCUGAACAAGUGAGGCAAACAUAUUCCUUAACCUUAGUCCAAGACAGACAGUGAUGUAGAAAAGGCAUGGGGUGUGGGUCAUCAGAUACCGAAUUGUGUCACUGUUUGUCCCAGAACAUUUUGUUAGUGAGCGGUGAUGAUGUGUCCAGGUAUUCCGUGCUAGUUUCUGUAGACUAUGUUAUUCAACCUAGAAGAUUUUCCUACAUGCUGGAGUUGCUCUUAAACAGGCAUCGUGUGUUCUGGGUAGAGCACACUCCAUGCAGCUUUUUGAAUGAGCACAUAUCAAGUAGUACCUUUAAAGUAAUACUUUGUAUGUAACGAACACUCGGCAGACGUGAACUUUUCCUUGCUCUCACUUUAAAAUUAAAUAGUCCCAAGUGUUGGAAAUAAAAGAAAUUGAUCUAGAUAUGAGCUUAUUCUCCUUCAUUCUUGGCUGCCUCUUUAAAAAAAAAAAAAGACGAAAUUAAGGUAACAUGCACAAGGUUAAAAACCAUAUACACAAAUAUUAUGAAACAGCUUAUAAUGAAAACCUUGCUGACCUUUAGAAAAAAAUGUGGUUAUUGUUUCCUGUUAACAUCAGUAAGAGAUGGUUUGUCCUAGAAAGUCUGUAAUAGUAUUAUGUUCUAGAGGAAACGUGUUGAAAACUUUCCUAAUUUAGUUCUUGUCUCUAAAUUGAAGUUUACCCAUUUCUGUAAUAUAAACUUAUUUAUGGUUUUUAUUUUUCUAGCAUAAAUAGCUUUAGAUUAAUAUAUGAAUGUAAUUCUAGCUUUUUUUAAAAGUAAUAAUGACACAUCAGAACUAUUUUAUUUACUGGUGGAUUAUCCUUAGAAUAUUCUUAGAUCCGAGCCCAAUGACUUGUGAGAGAAAGAGAAAACAGAAUAAAACCAUGGAAGUGAUUAGCAGUAGAGAAUACCCCCUGGGAUUGUUUAGCUAGAGAAGAAAAUGAAACUGAGGAGAAACAGGACAACACGCUUCAUACCAAGAAUGAUCAAAAUACUGGGAGAUGAAAAAAGUUUACAAGUCCUGUUUGUGUUUGCUUGAAGCAAAAGGCAGUCAGCAAACACAAACAGUACAUUUCCUGACAGUUGCUCAGUAUUGAAAUUGAUUAUAUCCACAGUAGUUCUUUACUUGCAGAAUUUAAGAAAAAUGCAAAUUCAUUGCUAAACUGUAUAGAGCUGUGGUUUACAUUCUUGAGUACAUCUGAGGAAUACUGUAUAAGAACAAACACCCAGGAGGCUCAGAUGCUAGUGUCAGCCAAUUGCAAUCUGAGACUGCCUUUUAAAGAUCCUUCUUCCUGCCUCCCGCCCCCAUAUGGGGUUGCUGACUUAGAAUUUGUGAGCAUCUUGAUGUCUUAUUCAGAUAGUGAUUCUUCUCUAUUUCACACGGACCACACUUAAUAGGAUCAUCAUGGAUAAGUCAAUUUUUCCUACCCUGUCACCGAAAGAAGCAUCCUACAUCAUUGAUCAGUAGAACCAGAAAGUUCUGCCUUGGCUGGAACUGACCAAUGUAGGUGUCCUUUAUCCCUGCAAGGCCAUAGAAUAUCAAGUUGAAAUUUGCAAAAGCCAUCUAAAAUGAUCAAAGUCACAUUUUUAUCUUUUAAUUGAAAACCCACCUUGGGUGUGAUUUAUCACUGCCUAUAAAGUAUAAAAGCACAACCAUAACAGAGUUUUUUUUUUU